This is a messenger RNA of Salvia hispanica, 1260 nucleotides long. RefSeq names its product C2H2 and C2HC zinc fingers superfamily protein. The record is from RefSeq and is a predicted model, not a curated record. Gene Ontology annotation, biological process: mRNA splicing, via spliceosome. Gene Ontology annotation, cellular component: precatalytic spliceosome; nucleus. Lineage: Eukaryota; Viridiplantae; Streptophyta; Magnoliopsida; Lamiales; Lamiaceae. Gene Ontology annotation, molecular function: zinc ion binding; RNA binding.
CCUAAACCUAACACCCGAUAUAAAACCAGAACAUUUGCUUGUUUCCGGGCGCUUUUAAAACUGAAAACGCUGUUGUUGGGCACAAUAGGAAAUAGGGAAGAACCAAGAACGUUGAUAAAAAAAUUGUUAGGGUUUAUUGAUUGAGCUCGUUCGAAAACUUGUAUCGCUUCUCCGGGAACGGAAGCCCAUCCAAAUCAUUUCCAGCCAUGACAGAGUACUGGGUCAGUCAGGGUAACAAGUGGUGUGACACCUGUAAGAUUUACAUUUCCAACAAUCCAGCCAGCAUUAGAAACCAUGAGAUUGGGCAGCGGCACAAGGAUAGUGUUGCCAAGAGGCUUAAUACUAUGCGAGAAGACAAGGCGAAAAAAGAUAAGGAACUAAAGCAAGCAGCAAAAGUCCUGGAACAGAUAGAAGCGAAAGCCAACCGCAGCUACCAGAAGGAUUUAGCAUCUUUUCAAGAGGCAAGGGAGUCUAAUGCCCAGGCACUUGUUGAUGACCUAGAAACUGAUAUGCCUGGAGAAUGGGAGCAUGACACUUCAUUAGGCUACUACUAUAACCAAACAACUGGUUUUCACUAUGAUCCCAAUUCUGGCUUCUACUACAGUGAUUCUCUGGGUAAAUGGGUGCCUCAAGAAGAGGCCCUGGCAGCAUUUCAAGCUUCCCCAAUGUCUAUCAAGAAGAGACCUAGUUUGGGAAAGCCAGCAUCAGCAUCGGAGAGCAAAAGUGGGUCAACCUCUGAAAGUGGGCCUCCACCCGGACGCUUGGUUUCCACGCCACUCAAUCCGAUGAGAACUACAAAAGGUGCUAAAUCCUCGGUUGCUGUUGCUGUCAAGAGGAAACGACCAGAUGAGAAGCCCAAAGCUGUGUCUAAAGAGGAAGCAGCUGCACUGAAGGCUAGGGAGGCUGCUAGGAAGAGAGUUGAACAGAGGGAGAAACCAUUGCUUGGUCUAUACAGGCCCUGAUAUAUAUGUGUUUGCUUCCAGAAACCCUUCCAUGUUUGUUGUAAGAGGAGUCCAAAGCUUAGUGUGGCAACGUGAUUGAUGCACUCGGAUGUUUCGGAAUGUGCUAUCUUUCAAUGCAGGAAAAGGUGAAUAUGGCAAUGUCUGUGCGCCGACUUGUACCAUGUAUUAAUAGACCUGGGUUUCUGUUUGUAGGUUGAGAGAUGAUGACCUUAGAUGUAUCUUCCAAAGAUUAUAGCUUUACAUGGGUAAUUCUUCAACAUUUCUGAAUAUUUUAUGAAGCGAAAAACGUUCCCAUUUC